Molecule: messenger RNA, 1664 nt
Organism: Filobasidium floriforme
Lineage: Eukaryota; Fungi; Basidiomycota; Tremellomycetes; Filobasidiales; Filobasidiaceae
Product: putative ornithine-oxo-acid transaminase
Exons: 10
Coding region: 130-1488 (452 amino acids)
Cellular component (GO): cytoplasm
Molecular function (GO): pyridoxal phosphate binding; identical protein binding; L-ornithine transaminase activity
Source: RefSeq, a predicted model, not a curated record
UAUACAUCUCGCCACACACCAACUUGCAUGUACCCAGAUCGAUAAUUAUAUAAUUAUUAUUAUUGACUAUUCCAAUACCAUCCAGUAGCGCCAGUAAAUACCACAAGUAAACCACAACGCAGCGCAACCAUGUCCCCCGUCGCUACCAAACAGUCACACCCCACCGGGUCGACCAAGAAGCUCUCGUCCGAGCAAGUCAUCCACUUGGAGCACGAACACUCGGCUCACAACUAUCACCCCUUGCCUGUCGUCUUUGAUCGUGCCCUUGGAGCCAAAGUAUGGGAUCCCGAGGGCAACGAGUACAUCGACAUGUUGUCGGCUUAUUCCGCUGUCAACCAAGGACACUGCCACCCAAGAUUGCUUCAAACCUUGAUCUCGCAAGCACACCUCUGCACCCUCUCCUCCCGAGCCUUCCACUCUUCUCACCUCGGCCCCUACGCCGAGAAGAUCACCAAGAUGUUCGGAUACGACAUGGUACUCCCCAUGAACACCGGCGUCGAGGCGGUCGAGACGGCUAUCAAGUUGGCGAGAAAGUGGGGGUACAUGAAGAAGGGGAUCGAGGAGGGCAAGGCUAGGGUCAUCAGCGUCGAUGGUAGCUUCCACGGGAGGAGUCUGGGAGCGAUCUCAUUGAGCACGGAUCCCGAGAGCAGGGAUGGAUUCGGACCAUUCGUUCCCGGUCUGGGUCCUAAAUGGGAAGGAGGUCUUGUCAGAUACAACCACCCCGAAGAUCUCGAAGCGUAUCUGGAACAGUACGGCCACGAGGUCGCUGGGUUCCUGGUCGAGCCGAUCCAGGGAGAAGCUGGUAUCUUCGUCCCGGAUGACGGUUACCUGACCAGGUGCCAGGAGAUCUGCAGACGACACAAUGUCCUCUUCAUGGUCGAUGAAAUUCAGACCGGGCUUGCGCGAACCGGCAAGAUGCUCUGUUCCGACUGGGACGGUGUUAAGCCAGAUAUCAUCACCCUCGGCAAAGCGCUUUCCGGCGGUAUCUACCCGGUUUCAGCUGUUCUUGCCAACAAGGAAGUCAUGCUAUGCAUCAAGCCUGGUGAACACGGAUCGACUUAUGGUGGAAACCCGCUCGGUUGCGCCGUGGCCAUGACCGCUCUUGACGUGCUUGUGGACGAGGGUCUGGUCGACAGGGCGCAGAGAUUGGGGGAGGUCUUCAGGUCGAAAGUCAGGGAGAUCGGAUCUCCGUUGAUCAAGGAGGUCAGGGGAAGGGGGUUGUUGAACGCCGUCGUCAUCGAUGAGACGAAGAGCAAGAAGGGGAGGUCGGCAUGGCAGUUGUGCUUGUUGAUGAAGAGUAAAGGACUUCUCGCCAAGCCGACUCAUGUCAACAUUAUCCGUUUCGCCCCGCCCCUCGUCAUUGAGGAAGAGGACCUCCUCAAGGCCAUCAAGCUUAUCGAGGAAUCCCUCGUUGAGAUCGAUACCCUCGACAAGAUCCCUGGGGACGACUCUGAGGAGAAGAACACGGUCAUCGGACUUGAGGACUGAGGGACGAUAUCUUGUCAGGUCCUUUUGUGUUCCUAGCAUGGUUACUAAGCGAGUCGGUUCAGCAUUGGGUCAAGGUGGAGAAAAAACAGGAAAAUCUAUAUACAGCAAGUUUUUUGUACGCAAUCAUAUCAGGAUUUCUCGGAUAUAGCAUAGGAUGUGGUUAUUGUUCGAUAUUA